CUCCGUGAAGCUUAUGAGAAUCGCUCGAUGAGUUUCGAAGAAGCUGAGAAAAAACUGGAGGACUUGAAACUGAAAAUGAACGCCUACGUGCUGGAAAAAGAGGCAAAUAAGCGUAAUGCUUUGAAUAAAUGGCGCCGCUUACCAGUUACCCGCAUUCGCUUACACAGAAUUGAGCAGCGGCUGCUGGAUGCUGAGUCUUUCGGAGGAAAUCUAAAAGCACUCGGGCAUAUCGAUGCAAUCAGAAAUAUGGCUAAUGAGGCUUCCACAAAUCUUCGUGAAGUCUACGAUUAUUAUUAUUUCAUGGACAACAAUCUGCAAGAAGUCAACGACAUGCUCAAAGACAUUGAGGAUAAGCUCGCUAGUAAGGCUGUCAAGGAAGGAAAAACUCGUCGCCCCAAGUGCCUUUGGUUCCUUUGUUUUUAG
Gongylonema pulchrum is the source of this 423-nucleotide messenger RNA. The record is from the annotation of a GenBank genome assembly. NCBI's taxonomy places the organism in Eukaryota, Metazoa, Nematoda, Chromadorea, Rhabditida, Gongylonematidae.